Schistosoma turkestanicum is the source of this 1140-nucleotide messenger RNA. The record is from the annotation of a GenBank genome assembly. Lineage: Eukaryota; Metazoa; Platyhelminthes; Trematoda; Strigeidida; Schistosomatidae.
GUAUUUUUGCUGUCUUUAGGAAACAUGAGUUCUGAUGCAUUGUCUGAAGAAGAGCGUUUACUUAUUGAAGCUAAACGAAGGAAAGCUCUUGAGUCCCGUAACCGAAAUACUGUGGGUGGACUUGUUAGUUCAAUGCCUAUAGUUCAUAAACAGAAUGUGGUCGCUAAACAGCCCUUAUCUUGUCAAGGUGGUUAUGGUAGUACACAAGCUGCAAAAGUAGGUGAAAAUUUUGUACGUAUGGCUAAGAAUUGGGUGAAUACUAGUAAUCCAACAACUGUAAAUACAACUAAAAAUCUAGUCAGUCAACAAACUUCACAAGUCAAACAGAAAUUCAAUGCGAAUUCUUUUUCUUCGAAAACUACUCAGUCUACUCAUCAUGAUGCUUCCAAGUCAAAGACCAGCUUAGUUAAUGUACUAUGCACAUUGUGUUCGCCCAGCAGAUUUGAAGUACAUGCUAGAUAUCACGCUGGGCUGACACAGCUAUUCAAAUCUAUGAAUUCUAAACAGUAUGAUUCGCAGACAAGAAGAUGGUCAUUUGACUUAUCAGAAUAUAAUGAAUUCGUGAAAAAAGUCCGUGAAAAUAAUGAAUUACACUUGGAAGAGCUUCCUUAUGCUGUUCUUAAAAUUUUUCGAAGUCGAAUUUCAAUGAAACUUGGAGCAAAUGAUGUGAAAGACAAUGAAAACAAUGAAGAAAUUGAUCAUUCCAUAUUGAAAGAUAGAAUACCGGAUGAUUUGUUGACAACAUUAUUUCCAUUUCAAAAAGAUGGUGUCUGUUUAGCUUUGAAACGAUCCGGUCGUAUUCUCUUAGCAGAUGAUAUGGGUCUAGGCAAAACAAUUCAGUCGUUAGCUAUUGCCUCAGCUUAUUAUUCUGAAUGGCCAUUAUUAAUUAUUGCACCAUCAUCUGUAAGAUUUUCAUGGAGAGAUCAAAUUAUUCGUUGGCUUGGCAAACCAUUGAAUAUAAAUGUAUCUCAUAUAACAGUAGUGAACAGUGGUAAAGAUAUUACUGAUGAUUGGCAAUUUUUUAAUUCAUCACCAAUUACUAUCAUUAGUUAUGAUUUAAUGAGUCGUUAUGGUAAAGAAUUACUGAAACGACAAUAUGGUGUUGUGAUUGCGGUGAGUUUCGAUAUUUGUUUUAAAUGA